AUGAAGAAGCCAACUCGUGAGGGUCUUAUUGCGGUAGUCGUCGGUACCGUCACCAAUGAUGUCCGUCUAUACAAGGUCCCCAAGCUAACGGUGGCUGCAUUACACGUUACUGAGGAGGCUCGUGCUCGUUUCCUGGCUGCUGGAGGAGAGAUCCUUACUUUUAAUCAGCUGGCCCUCCGUGCCCCUACUUGGCGCAAGGCUGUGUUAAUGCAGGGCCGCAGGAACGCUCGCGAAGCCGUGCGUCACUUUGCUCCGCGCCGGGAGCGCCUCGCUCGCACACCAAGCCUUAUGAACGCUCAAAGGGCCAUGAACGUGCUCGACCGAGCCGUCGCCCUAAUGUGUAAUCUUUUAAUAUAA
Parnassius apollo (apollo) is the source of this 357-nucleotide messenger RNA. Lineage: Eukaryota; Metazoa; Arthropoda; Insecta; Lepidoptera; Papilionidae. The record is from the annotation of a GenBank genome assembly.